AGGUGCUGACUGUUCUGAAGCCGGUUUCCAAUUGCCUUGAUUAAAGUAGGAACAUUCUAUGGCUUGGAUGACUUACAUUUCACAUUGGUUUGAGCAAGAUGAUUGCUAUGAAGGACUACAAAGACUUCCUUCUGUCCUCUCUUCACAAUGAACACUACUGUUAAGCCAGUUUGUAUGCCUGCCUUGUGUACCUCGGAUAGUUUCUGUGAGGACGUAGCGUCAAUGUGAAGACUGAAGUUCUGAGACAGAGGUCACAAUCCUCCCAAUAUUGUAUUGGCUCACAGUGUUUUUCACUUGAAUUUGCUGCCUUGAAGGAAUUGCCAGUGUAUAAAAAUUGGCAAACAUGUCCCAGGUAAGACAAGUGGGACUGCUGGCUGCUGGAUGUCAGCCAUGGAACAAAGAUGUGUGCGUUGCCAAUGGAGACAGGUUUGCGUACUGUGCUACCCUGGCCAUCUAUGUUUAUCAGUUGGAUCACCGUUAUAAUGAAUUCAAACUUCACGCAAUUAUGUCUGAACAUAAAAAAACAAUCACAGCUAUCUCUUGGUGUCCACAUAACCCUGAUCUGUUUGCAAGUGGCAGUACCGAUAAUUUAGUGAUCAUUUGGAAUGUUGCAGAACAAAAAGUCAUUGCUAAACUCGACAAUACGAAAGGGACGCCUGCCUCUCUCAGCUGGUGCUGGAAUGCAGAUGACGCAGUGGCGUUUGCUUCCCAGAGAGGCCCACUGUUCAUCUGGACCAUCUCAGGACCGGACAGUGGCGUGACUGUGCACAGAGAAGCCCAUAGCUUCCUGUCUGAUAUCUGUAUAUUCAGAUGGCAUACCCAGAAAAAGGGGAAAGUUGUCUUCGGUCAUAUUGAUGGAAGUCUAUCAAUUUUUCAACCAGGUAGUAAAAGUCAGAAACAUGUUCUGAGACCUGAAUCUCUUGAAGGGACCGACGAAGAGGAUCCCGUUACAGCCCUGGAAUGGGACCCACUGUCUACUGAUUACCUCCUAGUGGCUAAUUUGCAUCGUGGAAUUCGCCUGGUAGAUUCGGAAUCACUUUCUUGCAUAACAACAUUUAAUUUUCCCAGUGCAAUAGCUUCUGUGCAGUGCUUGGCCUGGGUUCCCGGUGCUCCUGGCAUGUUUAUAACUGGAGAUUCUCAAGUGGGUGUUUUGCGCGUUUGGAAUGUUUCUAGAGCAACACCUGUUGAUAAUUUUAAAUUAAAGAAAACAGGGUUUCACUGCUUACAUGUACUGAAUUCUCCUCCAAGGAAGAAAUUUUCAGUCCAGUCCCCAACCAAAAAUCAUUAUACAUCCUCAACGAGUGAAGCAGUACCACCCCCAACUUUGACACAGAAUCAAGCAUUUUCUGUUCCUCCUGGUCACGCAGUGUGCUGUUUCUUGGAUGGUGGAGUUGGACUUUAUGAUAUGGGAGCUAAGAAGUGGGAUUUUCUUAGGGACUUGGGUCACGUGGAAACUAUCUUUGACUGCAAAUUCAAACCUGAUGAUCCCAAUCUUUUAGCAACAGCUUCCUUUGACGGCACAAUAAAAGUCUGGGAUAUAAACACACUGAUGGCAGUGUACACUUCCCCAGGGAAUGAAGGGGUUAUUUAUUCCCUUUCAUGGGCUCCAGGUGAUUUAAAUUGUAUUGCUGGAGCAACUUCUCGAAAUGGUGCUUUUAUUUGGGAUAUUAAAAAGGGCAAAAUCGUACAACGAUUUAAUGAGCAUGGAAAAAAUGGAAUAUUCUGCAUUGCCUGGAGUCAUAAAGAUUCCAAAAGAAUAGCAACCUGCAGUGGUGAUGGUUACUGUAUUAUUCGAACAGUUGAUGGUAAAGUACUACACAAAUACAAACAUCCAGCUGCAGUGUUUGGUUGUGAUUGGAGCCAAAACAACAGGGACAUGAUAGCCACUGGCUGUGAAGACAAAAAUGUUCGUGUCUAUUAUGUGGCCACCAGUUCGGAUCAACCACUGAAAGUGUUUAGUGGGCACACAGAGAAAGUGUUCCAUGUUAGGUGGUCUCCUCUGAGGGAGGGAGUUCUUUGCAGUGGCUCUGAUGACGGUUCUGUUCGAAUCUGGGAUUAUACUAAAGAUGCAUGCAUAAACGUUCUUAGAGGGCACACGGCACCUGUGCGGGGAUUAAUGUGGAAUACUGAGAUCCCAUACCUACUAAUAUCUGGCAGCUGGGACUAUACUAUAAAAGUGUGGGACACUCGGGAAGGAGCUUGUUUGGAUACCGUGUACGAUCAUGGCGCAGAUGUAUACGGUUUAACAUGCCACCCACGUCGCCCCUUCACUAUGGCCUCGUGCUCCCGGGACUCUACGGUGAGACUCUGGUCAUUAACGCCGUUAAUCACUCCUUUACAAAUAAAUAUUCUGGCAGAUAGAUCCUGGGAAGAAAUUAUCGGGAACACUGAUUGUGCUGUAGAACAAGGCAUGCCCCCUCUGCUGUGUGGCAAAGUGUCAAGAGACAUCAAACAGGAGAUAGAGAAACUAAGUGGCAACCCUCGUGUGAAAAAACUAAGAUGGUUUUCAGAAUGUUUAUCACCUCCGGGUGGCAGUGACAAUUUAUGGGACUUAGUUGCUGUGAUAAAAGGGCAAGAUGAUAGCUUACUUCCUCAGAACUACUGUAAAGGAAUAAUGCAUUUGAAACAUCUGAUUACAUUCCGAACAUCUGAAGCCCAAGAACUAACCACAGUCAAGAUGUCUAAAUUUGGUGGUGGUAUUGGUGUCCCUACUAAAGAGGAAAGACUGAAGGAAGCUGCUGAAAUACACUUGCGAUUAGGACAGAUCCGGAGAUACUGUGAGCUGAUGGUGGAACUUGGAGAGUGGGACAAAGCCUUGUCAGUUGCGCCAGGGGUGUCUGUGAAAUACUGGAAGAAGCUGAUGCAGAGGAGAGCUGAUCAGCUGAUCCAGGAAGAUAAGGAUGAUGUCAUUCCAUACUGCAUAGCCACUGGCGAUGUGAAAAAAUUAGUCCAUUUUUUUAUGUCACGAGGUCAGCUGAAAGAAGCUCUGCUUGUUGCACAGGCUGCUUGUGAGGGAAAUAUGCAAACCUUCCAUGUUUCAACACCUAAAGGAUCUUCUUAUUCUGAUGAUAUCUACAAGGAAGACUUUAACGAACUCCUGCAGGAAGCCUGCAGAGAGCUGGCGGAAUGGUAUUUUCAGGAUGGCCGGGCAGUCCUAGCCGCGUGUUGCCACCUCGCUGUGGAUAAUAUCGAGCUGGCUAUGGCGUACCUGAUUCGCGGAAACGAGCUGGAGUUGGCAGUCUGUGUGGGCACAGUGCUUGGAGAGCUGGCAGGACCCGCAACCCACUAUGCCCUCGAGCUGCUGGCGAGAAAGUGCAUGAUGAUUCCAAUGUGCUUUCCAUCCACUGGAUACAGGAAUUUGGCCGUUGAUCUUCUCCUGAUGACUCCUGACAGCGAACUACAGUUAGUGAAACUCUGUGCUUUCUACCCGGGGUGUAUCGAAGAGAUAAAUGAUCUUCAUGAGAAGUGCAAGCUACCCACAGUAGAAGAAUGUAUGCAAUUAGCUGAGACAGCCCAUGCCGAUGGCAAUAUAUUUGAAACUAUAAAGUAUUACUUGUUAAGUCAAGAACCUGAGAAGGCCCUUCCUAUUGGUAUUGACUUCAUCAAAGGAUCCAUCAGUAGUUCCAAUUGGACUUUGGAUACCAUUUACCCUGUUCUUGACCUACUGAGUUAUGUUCGUACUGAAAAAUUACUCCUGCAUACAUGUACUGAAGCUCGAAAUGAACUGCUGAUACUAUGUGGGUACGUUGGUGCUUUGCUGGCUAUCAGAAGACAGUACCAAAGCAUCGUCCCGGCACUUUAUGAGUACACGAGUCAGCUAUUGAAACGUCGGAAGGUGUCAGUGCCUAUAAAAAUCGACCACCUUUCUGAGGAAUUGGAUGCAUGGAGAGCUUGCACACGAUCCAUCAACCGAUCAUCAGAAGAAGCUCCACAUACACCCCCUUCUGAUUCACAAAGAAUGGUUUAUGCAACUUUACUGAAGAGACUAAAAGAAGAACCAGUCAGAGGAAUUAUUGGACCAGAUUAUGUGACCGGGUCAAACCUACCGAGUCAUUCUGAUAUUCACAUCUCUUGUUUUACAGGAUUAAAAAUCCAGGGCCCUGUAUUUUUCCUUGAAGAUGGGAAAUCCACCAUCUCCUUGAAUGACGCUCUGAUGUGGGCAAAGGUGAACCCAUUCUCACCUUUGGGGACUGGAAUACGACUCAACCCAUUUUGACAGAAGGUUUUUCUCACACUUAAUUGUUUUUUAAAGACCUUUUUCCGGUUAGUAUUACCUUUAACCUUUGUUGUCCAAGAGCCAAAGGUCUGGAGGAGGAGGUGGGAAGUGGGGACUCACAGUUGAUUUUAUUUGUUAACUUCAACAAAUAAAAUAUUUAUAUAAUUUCAAGGAAAAAUAGGUGUCUCCUUAUUUGGGAGGAAGGUAAUAUUUAAAUUAUGAAGGACUGACAAAUCUAAAGGAGCAUAUCAACUUUUCACAAAGCACGAAAGGUCCCAAAUAUUCUAUCGUUGAAACCCUGAAACUUAUAAAACAGUGCAACACCUAGAAUCGUGCUUGACGUGCAGUAGGCGCUUAGAGUGUUUGGGUGACUGAAUAUCUUGAAGUGUCGAAAUGUAAGGUGUGUACAACUGAUCUUCAAGUUAACAAACACUGGUAUUGUCCUCUAUAAAAUGUAUAGUAAACCACUAGUUUUAGCUCAUAUUUAAUCGAAGUUUUCAGUUAUAAGUUUAAUAUAUAUCAAUAAAUGGGUACGCAAAGUACUUUUGAGUUUUAUUUUUUUAAAGAGAAAACAUUCCCAAGUUCUGUAGCUGAAACUCAAAUGUCUAAUUAUAAAGGAAUAGGCUAUAUAAGCACGAAAAAAAUUGGAGGCGAAAAACACAAAAUGCAGUGAAAUCUAUGUGAAAAUUUGCAUUUGAUGAUAAUUCACUAUUUAAAAAGAUAUUUGGUAUUUAUGAAUAUUAAUGUUGAUUAAUGUAUUUAAUAUUCACAUAAUCGCUAAUCAAGUUACAUUAUAAUAUAGUUAUAAUAAACAAUUUAUUUGAUGAAAAUUAGUUUCAAAUAAAUUUCUGUAAGUAAAUAGGAUAUUAGUUGAAAUUUGGCAUAUAUUAUGUAAAUUCAAGUUUUAAAAAUAUUUAUUAAAAUAGUGCAUCUGUCGAUAUUUUUAAAAAGCCUGAGGCGUGACAAGUGUUUCAAUUGUACUAGAAUUCUGACUUCAAAAUUUACGAAAUGAAUCCACACUAGGAGGAAUAGUACUUUGACACUCAAGCUGUUUUACAAGAUUUAUGAUACAGGUGUUUUGUCUAAUUAGGGAGUGAGCUCAUAUAACUAGAAUAAUGGUGGUUUUUAUUAUCUUUAAACUUGUUGCAUUUAAAAUACUUUAAAAUUUUUCUUAAGCUUCUUAAAACAGAAAACAAUAUAUAUUAUGUACCUGUCUAUCACACUGACCUACUACUAACUCCACAAAAAAAGCAUUUUAGCCUUAAAUUCCAUUUUAUAAAGAAAAUAGUUAAUGUUAUAGAAGAGAAUGUAUACAACUCAGAGAUGCAAUGGGUAAUGUAAAUCGUAUUUGAGAAGUACUUUUUAACCCUUAGUGAUACGUGUAAUUCAGAUUUCUUUUUUUUUUUUAGGUGAGAGGUAUUAUUAAUUGGCAUAUAUGCACUGAAAUCUCCUCACUUAAAAAGUGGCAGUCUAAAUCCUGCUAUCAUUCUCUGUUUUGUUUUAAAAUAGAUUAAAAACCCUAAUCUGUGCUUUAAAUACUUCAAAGGUAUUAAGUUAUACAUAUAUAAACAAUUGUUACAUUCUUCUGUAUUUUUAAUGAAUGCAAGAAAUAAUAUUUUAAUGUAUAAAGUAUGAAAAAGAUCUUACAACUCUUUAGCACAUGAAGACCAUUGAGGUAUAACCCGGUAUUUGUCUAAAGCCUAAAUUUGAUUGAUUCAAAUGCAAUUCUGUUAUUCCUUGACUUCAACAAUGUUCUAUACCUUAAUAUUAUGACUAUUAAUUCUUCAUAAAAUGUCAUUGACUAUGUUGAUCUGUAUGUGUCUUAAUGUGAAAAGCAAAAGUUUUAAAAAUUUAUAAAGUUAAAUUUCAUUGUUAUAUUUAGUAUGCAUGAAAACCCAAACAAAGAACAUGAACUUGUUUUUAUUUGAAGGUGUCUGAUAAUGUGGACAUUACUGAUAAUGUGGACAAAUUAUUUUGCAAGUUUAAGUAUGCUUUUAUGAAAGAAGUCUCAUUAGACAAUGAUUUUAAUAAAUACUGCAGUUAAAGCCAGAUAUGACACAGUUAACUGCUAAGAUGAACAUCAGUCUUGUCCCUAGAACCACCAGUGAGAGGACACCAUCUCUCGCUAAAUUCUGGGUUAAAGUCAUCAGAGGUAUGAAGGGCUGCGCUGUCCAUCUGGGUUAUGACCCUGCUUAGAAACCUAGAAAAAUCAUGUGAUUGGGCUGUUCAGGAGGGUGAUUCUCCACUUGUAAGAAACAGUGACUACAAUAAACCCCAGAAUUAGUAUAGAAGAGAGAAAAAAGAGGCUUACUAAUUAAUAUAAACAGCAUAUCACAGAAGCUUCCAUUCCCAUGAUAAGCAUUCUGCCAGUUGAUUGCAAGGUUCUGUUCCUAUAGGGGCAGCUGUAGCUCCGAGAAUAGUUCACUGCUUCCUUCUGUCAAAGAUCUUUGUGAAGAAAAUGACCUUCCUUAGAUUUGCCUGAAGUGUUGGCUUCUGUUGACACAACUCAUCUUAAGAAGCUCUUGAUGUUACCUACUUUCACCAUAUCCCCACUUCCUUCAUGUCCUUAGUCACUAUGAUAUGAAGCUUCCAGACUCUCCUGUAGUUUCAGAACUCUCCGUAGGUCCCACAGGGGUCUUGGGAACUUAACCAGGGUCAGGCCAUGAGUGAGUAGCUUUUUCAGGAGAUUGAACAGAGUCAAGAGAAUAAAGAAACCUAUUAUUUGACUGUUUAUCCAAAUCUAAUCCUUUUCUCUGGACGUUUCUCUAGCUGAGCUUCAGAAGACUUGUUUCUAAAAUCCUUUCCUAAGGAACUAUAUUUCAUGGUUUAAAAAUUAUUCUCAUAAUUUUCUAAACCUUUCCCAAGAAGUCAUCGAUUUCAUCAGGGCUCUCGUUAAUUUCUUUUAUUAAAUGUUACCUAUCCAGAAGGGUAAGAUUAAACAAGGAAGUCUCUGGAGGUAGAAAUUCGAAUUAAACUCUCUAAGGCUUCAAAAAUGCAGAAAGACGAAUAGAGUUUUGUUGGAAAUUGACAAGCAUAUCAUGGGAUUCAGCAUUAGUAAUACUCAUCUUGGAAGUCAAAUGACACUAUUAAUGAGAUAGCAUAAAAACGUGAAUAAUUCCACUUGAAGGAAAUUUUCCAAAUAUGAAUUUUAAAUUACCGAGAAUAUAUGAACGAUCAUCAGUCUGUCAGUAUAUCACUGCUUCUGUCUCCCUUCAGUAAAAAUAUGGGGCAUGGCAGCAAGCAGGAGGCAUUUUUUAAAAUCAAACUGAAUUGUUUGCUAAACACCAAGUAAACCAUGAUUUUCCUUCCCCACAACUCAGUAUCAACAGGAAAGAUGACUAUUUUUUUUUUUGAUGGCUUAAGUAAAGUUAUUUAUGGAAGUGGGCAAGAUUUUCUAUGUAUAACAGUAAUAAUCAUUCAGAAUAAAUUUUGUUGAUGAA
This is a messenger RNA of Globicephala melas (long-finned pilot whale), 7656 nucleotides long. It is a transcript of the gene WDR17, whose product is annotated as WD repeat domain 17. The record is from RefSeq and is a predicted model, not a curated record. Lineage: Eukaryota; Metazoa; Chordata; Mammalia; Artiodactyla; Delphinidae. Gene Ontology annotation, molecular function: protein binding.